CACCACACACCCGACCAGGGUCCUUUCAUAAUAACAACAUGGCUGCCUUCUGUAGAGGGAGACACCGGUGGAAAAGGACUAAUUUCGUGCAUGUUUUCACAAGAAACCUGACAGGGAAGUACGACUAUGACCUGGUGGUCAUUGGUGGUGGUUCAGGAGGCCUUGCCUGUUCCAAAGAAGCGGCGCAGCUGGGACAGAAAGUUGCUGUUUUAGAUUAUGUGGAGCCAUCUGUGAAAGGGACCAAGUGGGGUCUUGGAGGAACCUGUGUUAAUGUUGGCUGCAUUCCUAAAAAGCUCAUGCACCAGGCUGCUCUGCUCGGUGCUGCAGUCAAAGACGCUAAGAAGUUUGGGUGGCAGAUCUCAGGGCCGAUCUGCCACGACUGGGCCACCAUGGCAGAGGCUGUUCAGAACCAUGUCAGAUCUCUGAACUGGGGUCACAGAGUUCAACUCCAGGACAAGAAGGUGAAGUAUCUGAACAUCAAAGGAAGUCUGGUGGAUGAACACACAGUUAAAGGACUAACUAAAGCUGGGAAAGAGAUGAUCCUGACUGCCAGGAACAUUGUGAUCGCUACGGGUGGACGGCCCAAGUACCCUACAAAUAUCCCUGGAGCAAUGGAGCACGGCAUCACAAGUGAUGACAUCUUCUGGCUGAAAAAGUCGCCCGGGAAAACGCUUGUGGUUGGAGCCAGCUAUGUGGCUCUGGAGUGUGCGGGCUUCCUCACAGGUCUUGGCUUGGACACAACAGUGAUGGUUCGCAGCAUCGCCCUCCGGGGGUUUGAUCAGCAAAUGGCAGGUCUAGUGACGGACUACAUGGAGGCAUAUGGGACCAAGUUUGCAUGGAAGUGUAUCCCAAAGAGAGUUGACAAACUCUCCACAGGAGCCCUGCAGGUGACGUGGACUGACACCCACACAGGCACCGAGCACAAGGACAACUUCGACUCUGUGUUAUGGGCAGUUGGCAGAGCCCCUGAAACCAAAGCCCUGGGCCUGGACAAGCUUGGUGUGCAACUCAACAAGGAGACGGGGAAAAUAGUGGUAGGCGCUGCUGAAUCCACCUCAGUGCCAAACAUCUAUGCUUUUGGUGACAUCGGCGAGGGCCGCCCUGAAUUGACACCAACGGCCAUUAAAGCGGGAAAGCUUCUUGCGCGCAGACUGGCUGGUCAAAGCACUGAGCUCAUGAACUACGACAACGUGCCCACCACAGUUUUCACUCCCCUCGAGUACGGCUGUGUGGGUCUGUCUGAGGAGGAGGCUGAGAAAAGGCAUGGAAAAGACGGCAUAGAGGUCUACCAUGCUUUCUACAAGCCUCUGGAAUACACUGUGGCAGAGCGUGAUGCCAGCCAGUGCUACUUAAAGGUGGUAUGUGAGCGGGGUGGAGACCAGAAGAUCCUGGGUCUGCAUUUCACCGGUCCAAACGCCGGAGAAGUCGCACAGGGCUUUGCUUUGGGCUUCCAAUGUGGAGCAACAUAUUCCCACCUUCUGCAGACAGUAGGUAUCCACCCGACCUGUGCCGAGGAGGUGGUCAAGGUCAACAUCACAAAGCGCUCCGGUUUGGACGCCACAGUCACCGGCUGCUGAGGUUAAGCCCCUCGGUCUCUGAACACUAAUGAGCAUGCAGGGUCCCUCUGUGACAGUAAAAAGAAUUUAGUCUGGGUUUGCUCUGCUCUUUCUCCUUCUCCCUGUCCUCCUAUAUGGCUCCAAAAUGGCCCCCAGUUUCACAGUGCUUUGUAGGAUCACAGGGUCACUUCAUAGUCCAGUCAUGCAGGUCAUCACUUGCUUGCCAGGAUAGUGUCACUGAUGUGUGAUAACCAGGACUGCGAUAGUCCCAUAAAACAGGCAUGUUGUGAGUGUAUGCUCUAAAAGCUCAGGGCUAUAGAUCAGGUCAGUGAGAGCCAUGGCCUCAGAGCGAGCGUCUUUUAAAUAAACAGGCUCAUCAAUCAGAAUUAAGGCCUGCGCUCAGAGUUUUUUUGAAAUCGUUCGAGAACCGUAGACCGAGCCUUAAAGUUUUUCUGAAUAUAUAUUCUGCAAAUAUUGUUGUUUCUCCGGCUGUACUUCCUGUCCAUUAGUCUUGGAGGUGACACAUACCAUACACCCACACAACCCCACCCCCCCAUGACACUGAUGGAUAGCCUCAGGGCCGUCGCCACAGCGACACCGCCCCAUUUCCCAUGGACACACACAAACAGUCGGUGGGCCGCCUGUCAGUCAGCCAGCUAAGACCUGGCCAGGGAGUCCCGGCUUGUUUAGGGCCCAGCAGACUCCAGACCCCUUCCUUUUCCUCCCAUGCCCUUCUCCAUACCCAAUGUAUGAAAGAAUACCAUAGGACUACAAAUAUGUGCAGUCAAAAGCUCUGUGGAUGCAACAGCCAAGGCACAGGGAAACUCUACCUGUUUCCAACAGUGCUGUGGGAGCUCUGCAUUAUCUGUACUACUCAAACUUACCCAAAGGUGGCACUAUUGCCCUCCUAUUCUGCACACUUUUUCUGAACCAAGAAUGGAAGACAGGAUAAAGUAGUCACUGGAUAAAACAUAAGCCUGAAUACAUUCAGGUUGCACAUUUAAUCCCUCUAAUCCCUAUAAAAGAUAUGUGCUUUUGGAUGAAGUUUGAAAGCAGACUGGCUUUAUUGGUGCCAAACUGAUAAGAGUUAUCUGUUGUGUAUUUACAUGGAUGACAGGUUAGGCCUAAAGAGUCAUCACCCUGGAAGAUAAGGAAAGUUGUUUAUAUCAAUAAAGCAGUAAUAGACCUCCACAGUUUGUGCUCAAAUGUUCAACCUGCUGGCUUUACUGGACAUGUUGGGUUUAUUAGGAAGAAGAGGAGGAGGAGGAGGAGGGCUGUCAAUGAAGUGGGUUGCUACAGAAAUCAGGGCACCUAAGAGGAGGCUGCUGGGAGUAGUUUAUUUUUAUUUGAAGUCUAAUCGGCCCAGUCUGAUUAAUGAUUUCGAUGAGGGGAGUGACAGUGUGGCAGGAGAAGGAGAGAGGAAAAAGAGAGAGCGAGAGAGAGAGGUACCAAGUUUAUUUGGACCUGGGCCAGAGGAGAGAGAGCGACCUGAGUUUCAGCCCUAGUUAAGGAGGAAAGGGGGAUUCCUGUGUGCUCUGUUCAGGGCUGAGGUGCUGACUGAAGGACCCUGACCUCCGCUCAGCAGGAACAGCUUGACUCUAUCACUCGGAGCACAGAGGGCUCACAUGCUGCAGCGCUGCACGGCAGGGGCCUGGGGGGACUCGGGGUGGAGGGGGUACAGGAUGGCCAGGGAACGGACAGAGCCAACAGCCCAGCCAACCAACACAACACCGAGCAGGAGCGGUGUGUUUGCCCAGUGCAACUGAGUCUAUGUUCCUGUGCUUAACGAGCCACUUCAGAGACCCCAGGGUGUGCCCAAGGCAACGCGAGGGAAGUUAUUGAGGCCAUCAGUGUAACCGUAAUGUCUGUUUGCUUUUUACCCUCUACUUCCCCUCUUCUUUUUCUCAUCCGCUCUAAUGCCUUAUGCACAGUUUGGCUGCUCACGUGCACAGAAUGGAAUCAGUAUUUAAUUGUUUUUCGCAAAUCUGUCUUAAUGUGAAUCAUAUCUGUUCAUUAUUGUCGAUCAGGCACUCCAGGCCCAAUACUUGACCAGUUCGCCUCAGCUGUGCCCCACAGGGAGGUCAGGGUUCAACUUUCAGGGCGGCCAGCUAAUGAUGACCUGCACUAAAACCCAAAGCUGGGGAGUGCAGGCCUGAUGUCACCUGGCCACCAACUUUAGUAAUUGUAAAUAGAGAAGUGUAGUUUUCCAUUAAAACUUUGUUAUCCAUAAUUUAUAUGUAAAGUAAUAAUGUAUUGGAAUGUGUCGGUGUCAACAUUAAAGUAAUGAUGCCCACUGA
Molecule: messenger RNA, 3853 nt
Organism: Micropterus salmoides (largemouth bass)
Lineage: Eukaryota; Metazoa; Chordata; Actinopteri; Centrarchiformes; Centrarchidae
Gene: txnrd2.2
Product: thioredoxin reductase 2, tandem duplicate 2
Exons: 17
Coding region: 39-1577 (512 amino acids)
Biological process (GO): cellular response to oxidative stress; cell redox homeostasis; glutathione metabolic process
Cellular component (GO): mitochondrion; cytosol
Molecular function (GO): flavin adenine dinucleotide binding; thioredoxin-disulfide reductase (NADPH) activity; glutathione-disulfide reductase (NADPH) activity
Source: RefSeq, a predicted model, not a curated record